Messenger RNA from Gigantopelta aegis, 4566 nucleotides. Its product is annotated as kinesin-like protein KIF18A. Bases 131 to 3517 code for a protein of 1128 amino acids. NCBI's taxonomy places the organism in Eukaryota, Metazoa, Mollusca, Gastropoda, Neomphalida, Peltospiridae. The record is from RefSeq and is a predicted model, not a curated record. Gene Ontology annotation, molecular function: microtubule binding; ATP binding; microtubule motor activity. Gene Ontology annotation, biological process: microtubule-based movement. The transcript has 19 exons.
GGGGAUUUUAAAAAUAAAGAUGGUGACUAAAUGUCAAAAUAUCAGGAAAUGAGAUGCAUAAUUGCCAAUAAAUAUUUUUAUUGAUAUUCUCUGUGUAUUAGCAUGAUAGACUAACUGUUAGUGCAACAAAAUGGUUGAUCAACCACAAAGACGAAGGUUCCCCAGCAGUUCUUAUAUUCGAGCCAUUGAUGGGGAUGUUGUGGCCAAUGUAAAAGUUGUUGUGAGGAUUCGUCCACCAAAUGUAGCACAACAGAGAGAAGCCAGCAGUAUUGUCGUCCAUCGGAUAAACGAGAACAUAUUGGUGUUUGAUCCCUUGGAGCAGCCGACAGACGGUCCUUUUCAAAAUGGUCCCAGAGAUAUACGAAAGCGUCGGAAUAAAGACAUGAAGUUUGCAUUUGACCACAUUUUUGGUGGCAAUUCUACCAAUGUUGAUGUGUUUGAGCAGACAACGAAAACAAUCCUUGAUGGGUUAAUACAGGGAUAUAAUUGCUCAGUGUUUGCCUAUGGUGCCACUGGAGCUGGGAAAACGCACACUAUGCUUGGCAAUGAUGAAGAGCCAGGGGUGGUGUAUCACACAAUGAUAGAUUUGUACCAGAGAAUGGCCCAGAUUAAAGAUGAAAAGACUUGCAGUGUUGCUGUGUCUUAUCUUGAGGUCUACAAUGAACAGAUCCGUGACUUGUUAAUCUCACGGGGAAGUGGUGUUCUUCCUGUCAGGGAGGAUCCAAAGUUUGGAGUGGUCAUCCCUGGUUUGUCACUGCACAAGCCAAAUACUGCAGAGGAGCUUCUUCAUAUGCUGCAAUUUGGUAACAAAAAUAGAACCCAGCACCCGACAGAUGCCAAUGCCGAAUCAUCUCGAUCUCAUGCUGUCUUUCAGGUUUUUAUCAGACAAAAAGAUAAGACGGCCAACAUUUCUGCGGAAGUCCGUGUGGCGAAGAUGUGUCUGGUAGACUUAGCUGGCUCUGAACGAGCCAUGGUGACGAAGAACCGCGGAUCUCGGUUCCGGGAAGGAGCCAACAUCAACCGUUCUCUUCUUGCUCUGGGCAAUGUCAUCAAUGCAUUGGCGGACAACAAGAAUAAAGGUCAUGUUCCUUACCGUGAUAGCAAGUUAACACGAUUAUUGAAAGACUCGCUUGGUGGCAACUGCCGUACUGUCAUGAUAGCAGCUGUCAGUCCAUCAAGCUUGACAUAUGAUGACACAUACAACACACUGAAGUAUGCUGAUCGUGCCAAACACAUACAAGCCACGGUGAAGAAGAAUAUUUUGAAUGUGGAUUUUCAUAUGAGUCGAUAUGGGCAGAUUGUGGAGGAACUCAGAAAGGAGAUCGGUUGUCUAAAAGAAAGGGUAAAGAAGUACGAGGAAGGAAAGGUAGUGGCAGUUGGACGAGUUUCCUGCCAUGCAGAGGUUUUCAGAUUGCAAGAUGUUUUAUACAAGCUGUUCUCUUCUCGCAUUGAUAUUCGACUGGAACAGCUGAACCUUGAAAGUACCUAUCGAGACAGGUUACUAAAAAUAUACAGAAAGGAAAAAUGUCUUCAGAAGUUGCAAAUGGUGACAGACAUACAAUAUGGGAUUGUUUCAAAGAUACAGAAGAAUAUUUUGUUCACGAAGUCGAAGUUGGGAGAUCUGGAGAAGAGGAAAAAGGCUGCUGCAGUGCGGUUUGAUGACAACAGCUGUUGGUUGAAGCAGGUGGAGUCGGAGAUGUUGACGGUCGGAGGCAGGCAUGUGAUGCCGGAGAUGCUGGAAGUAAGUCUGCGGAUGCACCAGUUGGAGGUGGAGCUGAGUGACACUCGACAGCAUGUCAAACAUCUCCGCAAGGUUGUCCGAGUCCAGGAACGAGAUACACAGACUAAUGACAGAUUGAUAAUGAAGCUCCUGACUUUGGUGAAGAAACAAUAUUUUGUUCUCAAAGGACACGGUCUGAUGACUUUUGACAUGACUUCCGAGUAUGACGGCAUUCUGCAGUCAGUGGAGCAUUCAGAGGUCACGUGGGCAGAUGAAGUGACCGGUGCUACGAGCGAGGUCGGCUACCACGUCGACAGAGUGGUCGAUCUACCACUUCUUGAACCGCUUCCUAUCAAGUGUGGCACCCCUAGUCGCAUCAGGAAAAUUAAAGAAUGUUCCACCCCAGGAGUCAGUGACAAGUUCUUGUCAACAGUUGGUCACACAAGUUCUUCACCUGUUGGACUUAAAGGUUCUGGUGAUGGUGUCCCUCCACAGCAAAUUUCACAACCAUCUGAUCAAGUGGUAGUGAGAGUUGAUUCUGGCACAGUGCAGUUUGCUAAUCAGAGAGAAAACUGGAACUCUGUCUCAAAACCACUCGCAGUAUGCCAGGGUGUAAUUGAAGUUCCUCAGUCUGCUCCAGAGAAUGUCCCCGACAUGGUACAGAAAGCCGACAGUCUUACGUGUCUUGCAGGCCACACGCCGGCUGCUAGAAAGUUAUCCAUUCUGAACGUUCCACUAGAAGCUCGUACUGCUGGUGAACCUGUUCCCAGCACAGUCUCAUUGGCUGUGAUAAGUAAUGAAAAACUAACGGUGGGAAUCACUCAAGAUCUGAAAGACAUUUCCAGUGAGACUCGUAACAACUUGAACAGUACAUUUACCCUGGAUGAACCGCACCACGACGGAGCAUCUGCUAUCAGUGAUGUUGGUACAGAUUCUGUCAUUCCUUGCAUCAAGACGGUCAACUGUUGGAAUAAAAAUUGGUCGGACAUUGCCUCGUCCAGUACAGCUACUGAGUUUUCUGCCGCUGUGACAGACAAACCUUAUGGUUCUCUGAAACCUUCGGCUCAAGGGUUUGUUUCAAAAACUGGUAUUUUAUCUCAAAAUAGUGACUUACCUACUGUCUCAAAUGUCAACUCUUCACAAGUGUGUCAAGCUGUUAAAAACACUGUGUCCGAAAGUGUGACAAAGAUGCAUGGUGCUUCAGAGCAUGUUUUGGCAUCUCGUACUGUGACAAAAGCUGCUCCAUCUGUGAUACUGGGUAAAGAGAAUGCAAGUGGUAGCGUGAUUGAUGGGUCUAAGGAAAGGAAACAUGUGGCUCGCUCCAUAAACUUUGACAGUGUGGCUCGGACACCCGACCGAACCUACGCUCAGGUGGUGAAGACCCCACCCACCCCCGAACGCUGUCCUCUAGCGCCUCUGUCCGACAACACGCCAACUCUGUCUCCUUCUGUAAUGCAGAAAAGCAUAUUUAACUCAAACGAAACACCGGCAAGGAGGACCAAAUCGAUCAUUCACAGUGAAACAAAUUCCAAGCUUCGACACAAGAACAGUUCACAAGCAUAUGGAAUUGAAAAUAUUGAAACCCUUCACAAGAUGGGCCUACCGUCGAUGGCGUUCAAUGCUCAGAAGUCUGCAUCAAGAUUGCCAUACAGCAAACCAAGCUACAUGCAGAUGACGAAAUCUUGUGCUCAGCGAAUACAAAAAGUGCCAGGUAGAUCAGACAUGGAUCAUAUUCCAUUGUUCAAAAGGCGAAGCAAAUCAGCAUCGUGUAUAAAUCAUGGUAGAUGGCAGCAUUGAAGAGACGGAUAGAACUUUGGCCUUGCCACUCUUUCAUUACAACUCAAUCAGCCUGCACACUUGUUUGGUCCAAUAUAUCCGAUUACGACAAAAGGUACCAUAUUUAAUGUGGUGUCGCAUACACAACUAUGAAUUGGUCUGACCUGGUGUUUUCAUUGGUACUGGAGGUUUAUGACUUAACAAACCCGAGUGAAACAGCAAAGCUUAUUUCUUGAUAUUUGUCUGGUAUCCAGAUCCUACAUCUCCCUUACUUGUACAUCGCUUUAAGAAUCACUCAACCUGUGAUAAUACGAGCGAGAUAAUUCCAAAGUAUAAAAAUCAAAGAUGGUCUCUUAUCAUGAAAUGUCUUGUGCCAAAAACAGAUGAAAUCUGGGAAACUUGGUACUGUUUUUGCAAUACCCGACCUGGGCAGAGUUCAACCAGAGCACGAAAGCUAUUGAUAGACUAGUUUUUUGUGCUGCAUGUUAAACCAAAUGAGCAACCAGUCAACUAUUUCAUGAACAUUAGCAUCACCUAGUAUUGUUAUUAUCCAGAUCGACACUGUAGAUUCAGACCUUGGGGGGGGGGGGAGGGAGGGAUCCUUCUCAAUGUAUUUAGAGGACCGAGACAUGGCAGUGCUCUACAAAACGAGUAAAAUACUCACCAUGGCGACUAAAAACAUUCCCUGGCGUCUAAAAAAUAAAAUCACAUUCGCAAGUUGGCGACUGUCCAAUAAUUUUACUUUAAUCUGUAAAGAAAACUGGACAUCGGAAAACACUGUGGACCAGUAGCAAUUUAUCUUCCAUAAAACAUGUUUUCUAUCAGUAGUUUGUUUGAAAAAUAAAAGUUUGAGACAUGUUAAUCGGACUAUGAGUAACGAGUUUCCAGUAUUCAAGAGUAAACACGGUGACGUUAAGGGGGAAGUAAUACUUUGUUAUGAUGUUAUCUCCCUUGACUUGAAUAUCAAGUGUUUGGAAAUAAUUCGACCCCAGUUCAGUUUUGGACCAAGUCGGUCCUAUCCCAUUUAGAGCCAGGUUUUAUUUAUGUAUUAAAAUGAGAUUGUUAAGCCA